UGACAUAUGCAUUUUUUUUGUUUUGUUUUGUUUUUGAAAUGCAAAUGCAUAAUGAUGCAUGAUUUUGAAAUGCGUGACAACGUGCGGCUUUUGAGAUGCAUGACAAUGCAGAUGAUCUUGAAAUGGGCGACAACGUGCGGCUUUUGGAAUGCACGUGAACUUGAAUAUGCGACGACGCGAGUCGCUUGAAAUACAUGUAUAAUGCAACUUAUCAAAAGUUGUUCGGGCACGACAAACACCGAAGGACUUACACCUUUAGAGGAUUUAAGGUCUCCUAGACUGAGCGUAUUUAAGGUCUCGCCAGACCGUUAAUAUGCAUAACAAUGCAAGCAUAAUGAUAUAUAACUCAACACGCGUUCAUACUAAAGAGUUGUAAAGCAAUGCAUGCGAGGCAACUUUCGAAUCUUUAAAGAGACAAAAUGAUACAAAAAGGAUACACCUUGCACAUAUUCGAGUGCCACGCACAGAAGGCACGGUCCGAGGUCAAAACAGGGGCCGGUCGAGCUUCGGAAAUGCACUUUUCUUGCACUUCCUCGGGCAAUGAAGGCCCCAAACUACACAUAUGACCCGAACAAGAUUGUAGGAGGCUCACCAGCCAUCCACCGGCCACAAAAAAACAUCACCGGCCAAACAUUUGGCCGGCCGGCCAAAGAUUUAGCUGACCGGCCAAAAAUGCCUGAUUCGGGGCAGUUUUGUCUUUUUGCCUUGGGUCUUUUAAAAUAGGGUUUCAAACCCUAUUUCUUUCAUUUUCCUUGGCUGAAAAUAGUUACUCUCUCCCUCUAGAGCAUUUUCCCCUCUUCCAUUCUCCGUUUUCCUUGAUUCUCGUGCCCUUUUCGACGCUUGAUUCACGAAGUUCAUCGCGUUUCGAACACUUUCAUCCGGUCGAAACUUCGUUUCGAUGUCUCCUUUUCGAUUUCCGCCUCUUGGGGUUUGUUUCCCCCAAGUUUUUCUUGAUUUCCGUGCCUUUUCUGCACCCCAACCUUUCCAGCCAUUUUUCACCCUCCCAGGUUGACUUUUCAGUUGACUUUUCAUAUUCUUGCCUGAUUUUCACUCUUUCGGCCAUUUUCGCACCACUUUUGACAUGGCGGAUGAUAUUCCACGGGGCGGGACUCCCCCGGAUCACGAGAUGGACCCAAAGGCCGAGCUCCUCCCCUUGAGCGUCCGUCCGUUCGACCUGGUGACCUACUGGCCGGCGAUUCAUGUGCUUCCUCCUGACGGGCUUCGCCAGUUUCGGAGUUUUGACAGGAGGGUGCCACCAGAGCUGCUUCUGUGUGAGCCGGAGUCACAUUUAUCACAUGGCGCUUCCAAGGGAGAUUCCCAUACUGUCCGCGGGUAUAGGAAUGUUACCGCCAGGGAUUGGUACAUGGAGUUACUGGACGCAGUCCGUCGCAUUGUUGACCAGGCCGGAUUUGGCACAUUCUGCAGGGGACUCUCGCGCCUUACUGCGAGCAGGCCUCUCCUUGCUGCUUUAGUGGAGAGGUAGUGGGACACCACCAAUUCUUUUCACUUCUCCGUCGCGGGAGACAUGACGAUGACUCCCUAUGAUUUCUCGAUGCUCACUGGCAUCGGAGUGGGGGGUGAUCCGAUCCCCUUCGACACCGACAUGGAUGAGUGGGAGGCUACUCAGGUCUACCUGCUCGGUGAGGUGCCGCCUCUCGCACGUCCCGGCUUCGUUCGAUAUUCAUGGUUCGAGGUCCAGUUUAGAGUCCAGCCAGCCUUAGUCGAGGAGGCUCCAAUGACUCAGGAGGCGGUGGAGCGAUAUGCGCGCGGCUUUCUCAUGUUCCUGCUAGGGACGAUUAUUUUUGCCGACCGGGCAAACAUUGUGCCCCUUUGCCUGCUCAGCGCUCUCGUGGACGUCACCCGGAUCUUGCGCUAUGACUGGGAUGGCGCUGCCUUGGCCACUUUGUACGGGUACAUGAGCUCAGCCUCCUGUUGCAGCGGACAGCUGCUCGGGGGCUACUGGCGAGCUUGGGAGUUGUGGGUCUACGCCUACUUUCCGAGGCUCUCCCCAGUGCCAGAUGUAGAGACCCCUCUCGUCGUCCCAUUUUGGCGUCGGUUUGAGGUGAGGUGCGUGCGGAGGCCCCGGGAGACAUUCAUCUUUUUUCGCCGCUACUUUGACACUAUUACCCCCGCAGAGAUCACCUGGCAGCCUUGGGCUCCACUGCCAGCCGUGACUCGGGAUCGGUUUGCCGGUGCAGAGGAGACUGCACGUUUCUGGAUUUUGCUGGAGGGCCCGGUCUGUCGGGCUUGGUACUUGGGUGAGCGUUUCCUAUGCCAGACCCUGGACUUGCUAGAGUAGAUAGUUCCGGGUCCAUCUUCUACCCACAUGAGGGACACCGAGAGGUUCACCGCCGAGGAGAUGGCUGAUUACACGAUCGGCUGGGACGCGGAGGGCUUUAGGGGCGAGGGCGACUAUUCAGAGUAUGUUCGGACGUACAUUAUGCAGCUUCUGAGCGGUGGCUGCCGAGCUGAGAGAGGGGGACCUGCGGCGCCAGUAGCUGGAGUAGGAGCGGGGGCAGGGACGUCGAGGACAGCUUGUGUCCGUGGCAGGAGCGGAGCUCGGAGGGGUCGGGGGGUUAGCUGGCCAGCG
This is a messenger RNA of Camellia sinensis, 2590 nucleotides long. NCBI's taxonomy places the organism in Eukaryota, Viridiplantae, Streptophyta, Magnoliopsida, Ericales, Theaceae. The record is from RefSeq and is a predicted model, not a curated record.